This is a messenger RNA of Heterostelium album PN500, 531 nucleotides long. RefSeq lists its product as uncharacterized. NCBI's taxonomy places the organism in Eukaryota, Evosea, Eumycetozoa, Acytosteliales, Acytosteliaceae. The record is from RefSeq and is a predicted model, not a curated record. The transcript has 5 exons. The coding region runs from base 1 to 531 and encodes 176 amino acids.
AUGAUUUAUGAUUAUGUUUUUUUUGCAAAGCAAAGUAAAGUAAAGUGGUCUUAUAACCUAGUUUGGUUUUAUCAUUAUUUAAAUAUUGGUUUUUUAUUUGAAAAGCAACAAAAUGACAAUAGCAAUACAACAAGUAAUCAGAAGCAAACAAGACAACUUAGACAAUCAACAAACAUCAAAAAUUUAAAUAACAGCAACAGCAAUACACUGACGUCGUCUCAACAACAACAACCACAACAACAAUUAGUACAAAGUAUAGAAAAAGAUAGUCUGAUAAAAGAACAACAACAACAACAACAACAACAGGAUAUAGAACAAGAAGUAAAAAUACAAUCAUUACCAAAAUAUACACCAACAAAUCGACACCCAGGUGGAAAGCGAGCACUCAUUAGAUUCGCCGGUAAAGACGGUACUGAAAACGUUCAAUUCCACUCAAAGACAAUGCUUCAACUCUUAAACAAUCAUUAUUUUAUAGGUCAUCUGAGGAAAGAUCAACAAGCCGUAGAGCCAAGUAGAUGUUCUAUAAUUUAA